This is a messenger RNA of Drosophila rhopaloa, 469 nucleotides long. Its product is annotated as probable salivary secreted peptide. The record is from RefSeq and is a predicted model, not a curated record. The transcript is spliced from 2 exons. Lineage: Eukaryota; Metazoa; Arthropoda; Insecta; Diptera; Drosophilidae. Bases 1 to 387 code for a protein of 128 amino acids.
AUGUCACAUUUGGUGAAUAGUAUUCUUGUGGCGAUUGCCAUUGUGGCAAUUGCGAAUGAGGUUUGUGGCGGUGGAAGUACGGUAUUUGGAGUAUUGGAAAGAGGUGCCAAACUAUUACAUAAAGACGAAAUUGUGGAGCCUCACAAGUUGCUGCGAAUCGCCCAAAGGAAAAUCACAUAUAAAGCUCCGCAUCUCCAAAAAAUAGGCGCAAUAGUGAUCACUGACAAUAGCGAAAGUAAAGGUGGGAAAGCUGUUUUGCUCGAAGGAGGUCCUCCUUCCAGCUUUGCCGUGGUCAGGUUCAAAUCGGAACGAAAUCACGGACUUAACUUUACAAUGGAGAUAUUCGACACUCCGCCACCUUGCGACAGAUGUAAUCAACUUGGGUAAUUGGUUGAAUAUUGAUCUUUCCAAAAUCAAAAACGUAAUAUCAGGUCACUUAUAAAAAUAAAAAAAAAAUUGUCUAGCGAAA